This is a messenger RNA of Porites evermanni, 351 nucleotides long. NCBI's taxonomy places the organism in Eukaryota, Metazoa, Cnidaria, Anthozoa, Scleractinia, Poritidae. The record is from the annotation of a GenBank genome assembly.
AUGAUUUACACAUCAGUUGAAGAAGCAGUGAAAAGAGUUUCUAAGUGGGCAGCAGCGUACUACACACAUCCAAAUUCCUAUUACAAACUGCCAACAUCACAUGUAGUUUCCUUACUUCACAUCAAAAUUCCAAAGCCAACCUCACAGAAGAUAACCAGAAACGAGGAAGCUGAAAUGAGGGCAUGGCGUAAAAUGCAUGGUAAAUCCGUCAGACAACGAAAUGUAAGACAAGAUAACACCUGUACAAUGGACAGGGCGGUCAUUUUGCCUCUGAACUUAUAUGAAACUGAAACGGUCUUAAAACCAGUCAAUUUAAAUUCACUGAUAGGCGUCGAAAGAGUUCCAAGCGAA